GGAAGCCACUGCCCUCACUGGGCUAGAAGUCCCCAUGCCUCCACUCUCUGCUGCCACUGCUCAUCCAGAAAUCACAUUUCUGUUGCUGACAAGAAACAAAGGAGCCCACACUCCCACUGACGCAACUGAAACUGCCUGGCAUGGUUUCAACGGCACUAGACCAACCACUCACUGGGAAAACAAGUGUUGGUGCCAGAGCCUUCUGUGGGUUCCAAGACUGCUUUUCCAGACUCAGGUCCAUGGACCCGGUACGGAUUGCGGUUGUGGGGGCAGGCGUGGUGGGGCUCUCUACUGCCAUGUGCGUUUCCAAACUGGUCCCCCGAUGCUCCAUUACUGUCAUUUCGGACAAGUUCAGUCCUGAUACCACAAGUGACGUGGCAGCCGGAAUGCUUAUACCUCAUGUUUAUCCAAACACACCCAUUCCCACGCUGAAGCAGUGGUUUCGAGAGACCUUUGAUCACCUGUUUGCAAUCGCCAAUUCUGCAGAAGCUGGAGAUGCUGGUGUUCAUCUGGUAUCUGGUUGGCAGAUAUUUCAGAGCAUUCCUGCUGAAGAAGUGCCAUUCUGGGCUGAUGUGGUUCUGGGGUUUCGAAAGAUGACCAAGGCUGAACUGAAGAAAUUCCCCCAGCAUGUGUUUGGUCACGCCUUCACGACUCUGAAAUGUGAAAGCCCUGCCUACCUCCCAUGGUUGGAGAAGAGGUUAAAAGGCAGUGGGGUCCUGAUACUCACCCGACGAAUAGGAGACCUGUGGGAGCUUCAUCCAUCCUUCGACGUCGUGGUCAACUGCUCAGGCCUUGGAAGCAGACAGCUUGCACAAGACUCGGAGAUGUUCCCCAUGCGGGGCCAAGUGCUCAAUGUUCAGGCUCCCUGGGUGAAGCAUUUUAUCCGAGAUGGGAGUGGGCUGACAUAUAUUUAUCCCGGCACAUCCAAUGUAAUCCUGGGUGGAACUAGGCAACAAGGAGACUGGAAUCUGUCCCCAGAUGCAGAAAUUAGCAGAGGUAUUUUUUCCCGGUGUUGUGCUCUUGAGCCCUCCCUCCAGGGAGCCUGCGACAUAAGGGAGAAGGUAGGCUUAAGGCCCUUCAGGCCUGCAGGUGUGCGGCUGCAGACAGAGUUCCUCGCCCAGGACGGCCGGAGGCUGCCUGUGGUCCACCACUACGGCCACGGGAGCGGGGGCAUCUCCGUGCACUGGGGCACUGCUCUGGAGGCAGCCAGGCUGGUGAGUGAGUGUGUCCAAGCCCCCAGGACCCCCACUCCCAAGUCAAACCUGUAGGUGACAUGACAUGACGGCAAAUGGCCCCAGACACUCUGGAUCGAAACACAAUUUAAGCACCAGAAUGGAUUCCAAUAACUUUUCCACUGCAUGAAAAGUUAAUGAGGUCUAUCUUUGUUUUCAAAAUUAGAAAUGAUGCAAUAUGAAUCAGUAGCCUGAGACUGGUACUCAUCUGUAGAACUAGACUCAAGUCUAGUGCUAAUGACAUAGAGCAUAAAGUUCUAUUUUUGUUAAAAACACUUGUUACAGAAUAAGAUUUCUCUCAGACCUGGCGUUCAAAGAUCUGUGCUAAUUUUCAUGGAUGCUGGAAGUUGUAGGGAUGUUGAAGUUUUGGGGGCUAAUAAAUCCCCAGGAAGAGACAAUGUAUGGAAAACACCUAACUCACUGUUGCAAAGCCGCCCAUGAUGGUUGUAGGUUGCACUCAAGUGAGCAUUAUAAUCCCUCUAAAUAAAACACACAGUGAUCGUGUGGCA
Messenger RNA from Felis catus (domestic cat), 1741 nucleotides. It is a transcript of the gene DDO, whose product is annotated as D-aspartate oxidase. The coding region runs from base 141 to 1268 and encodes 375 amino acids. Gene Ontology annotation, molecular function: FAD binding; D-amino-acid oxidase activity. The transcript has 6 exons. NCBI's taxonomy places the organism in Eukaryota, Metazoa, Chordata, Mammalia, Carnivora, Felidae. The record is from RefSeq and is a predicted model, not a curated record.